Molecule: messenger RNA, 1032 nt
Organism: Ceraceosorus bombacis
Lineage: Eukaryota; Fungi; Basidiomycota; Exobasidiomycetes; Ceraceosorales; Ceraceosoraceae
Source: the annotation of a GenBank genome assembly
AUGACGACGGCAAUGACAACAACUCUAAUGAUCCUUAUCAUUAUCAAGGUCAUAACGGCAAUGAUGGCCAUAACGGCAAUGACGAUGACAAUAAUGGCCACCUUCACGAUUUUCACAACAGCAACGCUCACAACGUUCACAACAAUGCUCACGCUUACAAAGGUAAUGCUAAUGCUGGUCAGAACGAUCAUUCUCACCAACGUAACGGUCACAACGGUCAUCCUCACAAAGUUCACCCUCACGACGGUCACGCUCCCAGCGCUCACAAGAAGCAGUCAUCAUUCUCGUUGUCAAAGGGCAAAAGGCGCGCCAUCGACGAAACUGACGCAUCACGACCACGACGCAAGAACGCGUCGUCGCCAUCGGAGGUGCUGAAGCAGUUGAAGGCGCCAAUGUCCACCGCUUGUCACCCGCCCAGCAGAACGCGUCGUCGCCAUCAGAGGUGCUGAAGCAGUUGAAGGCGCCAAUGUCAACCGCUUGCCACCCGCCCAGCAGAACGCGUCGUCGCCAUCAGAGGUGCUGAAGCAGUUGAAGGCGCCAAUGUCCACCGCUUGCCACCCAACCCGCUCAGAGUUGUGGCACAAGCGGAUGAAGCGGAGGAUCUUCCGCACUGCAGCUGGAUUGCCUCAGAGCGAGGAGCACCAAAAGCAGUGCGCAGAUGAUCAUAACAGUCUUCCUAGGCCCAAGGGAUACAACAAUGAGAAAGCCAAGGCCUGGUUCCUGGCCAUGCGCAAAGGUGCCAAGGUUGCGCAGAGCGCUGGAGGGGCUAGUUCUUGUGCUGUCAAUCAGCAAAAGGCUGGUUUCAGCCUCAAGGCCUACAGAGAACAGCGCAGGCAGGCUGCAAAAGGGGGCAACCCAAAGCUGAGGAAGGAGUCCCACAUCAACACAACUGCCUCAAGUGUCUUGUGCAACAGGGGGGUCCAGAAGCCAAGUUUUGCACCCUCAAAGAAGCAAUCUAUAGCGCUUCAGACUCACUGCAAAGCUGUCAACUUCCUUGCGCGCCUGGCAUCGGCAUUUCAGAAGUUCAACUAG